Molecule: messenger RNA, 4076 nt
Organism: Pseudomyrmex gracilis
Lineage: Eukaryota; Metazoa; Arthropoda; Insecta; Hymenoptera; Formicidae
Product: bone morphogenetic protein 1
Exons: 17
Coding region: 226-2709 (827 amino acids)
Cellular component (GO): plasma membrane
Molecular function (GO): protein binding
Source: RefSeq, a predicted model, not a curated record
GACGACGACCAGUAGGCGUGUCGGGAGGGUCGCGAUCGCAGGCGUUCGCGACUCGCGUGUGCGAGGGUGCGAAAAACACGGGUCACACACGGCGAAGAGGAUUUGAGAGGAAAAAAACACCAUCCAGCGCUUACGACUGCUCCCGACUUCAACGGGAUGGUUUUCCGGGUCAGUUUUCUUCGCUUUUCCUGUACCUGGCAUAGACACUGACGAUAUGGACACAGUAUGGCUUCAGCACUCUGGCACGCCUCUGGGAAUAGCUUUGUCACGCCGGUGUUCGCGUUGCUCUUGCUGUUCUAUCCGCAGAGCUCCACAGGCCGCGAGGUAAUUGACGCGCUUCUACCACAACAAGACUACGAUCCAUCACUGCCACCACCACCGGGAGAUCUCACCACUGCCAGAGCACCAAAGUGCGACCAAAGGUUCAUAAGCACUCCCGACGGUCCAACAAAUGGAACCUUUCACGCACCGUCGUUCGUCAAUCCCGAAAAGGAACCGCGGCAAUGCGUCUACACGUUUCUCGCAGGACCGCACCAGCGUGUCGAAUUGACUUUUACCGUAUUCGGUCUUCGGGGGAAACCGCCUGAUGGAUCCGCUGUUGGAGAAAUACCUGCCUGUAUUCACGAAUACAUGGACAUAUAUUCGGAGAUUCGAUCGGAGAACACGACCAAGCUUGUAGAAACUCCGUUCGGUGGGCGUUUCUGCGGUCCGAUUCCACCUCGCAAGCGAGUCUCUCUGUAUCAGGGAAUUGCUCUCAGUUUCUACACCAACAAGAAUGUCACAUACCCGGGGGUUUUCGGUGGUUUUUAUAGAUUUUUCAACGCCUCCGAGUACGAGGUUGGCACGCCGGUACCGAACACACCGUGUUCCUUCACGAUCGAGGGAAAACACAAUCGCAGCGGCAACAUACUAUCUCCCACUUAUCCCGGCACCUAUCCGAAAGAACUCGUAUGCAGUUAUCAGUUCAUAGGAAAGCCCGGGCAACGCGUGCGCUUGGAAUUUCGCGAUUUCGAUCUGUACUUUGGAGGACCGCACUGUCCGUUGGAUUACGUGAAGGUGUACGACGGUUUUGACAACACGUCCGCCGUGAUAGGCACGUAUUGUGGUCAGCAACGAAAUUUAGUUCUGUACUCGUCGGAAAACAGUCUGUUCGUGUUGUUCGUCACGCUGAGACGCACGGCGAACACGCAGAAUCGAGGAUUUAAGGGUAUCUUCGAGUUCGCGGAAAGUUUCGUCAGUCUGGAUUUUAUAAAGAAUUACGGGGGCGAGCACAUACGCGGGUCCGAGUGCGAUCAGAAGAUUCUCAGCAAGAAGGAAACCUCGGGAUACGUAGUUAGUCCAAAUUUUCCAUAUCCCUACAUGCCGAAGGUUGUUUGCCGUUAUUUUAUCUACGGGAUGCAGGACGCGCAACAUUUGGAACGCGUGCGACUGGAGUUCGAGAUAUUCUCGAUAAAAAUACCGAACAACGAGACGUCUUGCACAGACGGUUAUCUGAAACUGUAUUUGAAAGGUCAAGAAGCUACGGAUUCCUAUGACAAAUUCGAUUUCGAGAUGUGCGGUAACAAGAUGACGCCGAGUCACGUGGUCAGCGACGGGCCGAGGCUUGUGAUGGUGUUCAGUAGCGGAGAACUGCCAGCUGAUGGUUUCAAAGCCAAAUACACGUUCGAAACGGAAUAUAAAAUACCUGGCACCGCGGCGCCCGACGGCAGCUGCACCUUCUUUUACAACAGCACUCCUCGCAAACGCGGCGAAUUCAAUUCGCCGCGUUAUCCCAGCAAUUAUCCGAGCGACAUGAAUUGCACGUACAUAUUCGACACGAGCAAGAACGAGCAAGUUAUUUUGAUCUUCGAUCACUUCAAGAUACGCACAACAAAUCUCAAUGUCUCGGACGGGCAUUACGGAUUUGAGAACUGCCAGGAGGACUGGUUGGAGAUUUACAAUUUUUACGAGGACAAGACGGAGAAAUUGGUCGGAAGGUACUGCGGCGGUACCGCACCGGGACCGAUCGAAUCGAAUCUCGGUGCCGACGGAUUGAAAGUGAUUCUGCACUCGGACUCCAAGCUCGUUUACAGCGGUUUCAAGGCUCGUUACACCUUCGAGGUCGCCAAGCCUAUUUUUGGAGAUUGUGGAUCAAAUAUUAGUAGCUUAAAUUAUGGAAUAAUAACCAGUCCGAAUUACCCGGAUAAAUACAGCGGUCCAGCAAAGAAUUUAGCUAGCAAAACCUGCAAUUGGUUCAUACAAGUACGGCCGAAUCAGAAAAUACUCUUGAACUUCGAAUCCUUCUCCGUGGAGGGUGAUCAAGCAGUGCGAGGUUGUCCCGCGGCCGUGUUGCGCAUGUGGUAUUCCACGUCGCCUCCGCUCGAGCUUUGCGGUGAGAAAAAACCGGACACCAACUGGAGUUUGUUAUCGGAGGACAACAAUAUGCGGAUCAGUUUUAUAUUGGCCGACAAGGCGGUGGGACAGCGCGGGUUUCGGGCUGUGUGGACGGAGGUGAGCACGAAUACGGAUUGUCAAAAUCAGUUUCGAUGCAGCAAAACUAAAUACUGCAUCGCCGAAUCGCUGCGGUGCAAUGGCAUUGAUAAUUGCGGGCCGGACGAUUCGUCGGACGAGGAGAACUGUGCAGCAUCAGCCCCAUUGUCACCAGCACUGGCUGGGAUCUCUUCUGCCAUGCUUCUUCUCUCUCUGUGCUUUGUGUUCGUGGCCGUCUGAGCCCCCUUCAUGAAGCUUCCAGACGAAUCCGGCAUGUUAUGAAUCUCCCCCUUAUCACGUGAGUUCACUCACAAUAUUGCACAAUCAUAUCAUAUUUACAGAGAAACAAAAACAAAAAAAAAAAAAGAAAACAAAAAGCUAAGCGGAAUGAGUAUUUUAUCACAGUGUAUCACUUUCGCCAUUCGAUUCCGAGCUGACGAACUAAAAAGCAACCAAAUUAGAGUCUCGAGAUUCAUUUGCAUCUUUUCCGUUCUCACAACUGAGAAACGUAGAGAAUCGAGCUAGCAGACACACCGGCAAAAUAGAGCGUUAAAAUUUUUAUUUCCCAUUAGAGAUUUGGACAAUUAGAACGCCAGUGAUAAUUAAGAAAUAAAUUGCUUUACAAGUACCAUAUAGAUAGACCUUUAUUAUAGAACAACGAGAAUCACCGUUAGUCUUUCAUUGAGAUACCCAAUACUCCUUCUCCAAGAGAUUUUGAGGAUGACCAUGUUUCAAAAUUUGGAAACAGAUCAGGGUGUGUUCCAAUGAUCAGAAAUUGAUGUGGCCGUUUAUUAAAGAGAUAAUUUACAUAAAGACCUUGUGUUGUGUAUUUAUUUCUUUAAUAAACGUUUGGCAACUGGUACACUUUACCUCAGUUUGUUUCCGAGGAACUGGGUCAUAAAUAAUUUUCUCAGCCACAAAAGCAAGAAGGAACGAAUUAAGAGCGUAACUUCUUUCACUCACUGCCAAAACCGAACAAUAUAAGCAACCGGAAGAGUGAGGGGGACAAAGCAAAAAAAAAAAAAAAAAUUGUCAAAGAAAAAGGAUCGGAUAAAACGUGGUCUACUUUUGCAACAAUAGAAACAAUUUUGCCAGAAGACGUGCGACGUCUUCCCGAUGGAAGCUCGGAGAAGGAGUAUUGGCGUAAGACAUCGCAUUGAAUUCGACACGAAUCGAAGAGCAUGCCGAGAAGGAAUGCAAUAAACGUUUCUACUCAGCAUAUGUCUGCAUGUAAAUUCUCCUGUUUGUACUUUUCUACACAAACGUAUUCUCUCUCUCUCUCUAUCUAUCUAUCUCUCUUUCUUUCUCUUUCUCUCUCUCUCUCUCUCUCUAAAUUGUAUACAACUCACUUAGUUUUCCCACCUAGUUCUUUUUUCUAUUCUUUUUCAGUCUACAUCGGAAAUGUAAAACCGAGUGUGGUCACUUCUAAUGUGUGUAACUUCUCGCAAGACCUUCGUCGCGCGUUUUGCAACAAGCAAAUUUUGUUAAUCGUGCGCGCUAUGUGAAUAAGUUUGUCUUUUUCUUCGGUAAACCGUUUUGUAAAACAAGAUUUGCAAUACGUUUAAAAAAAAAAAAAACGCAACGUUGUGUGUGUGUAAAGAAUUGUU